GAAAAGCAAAAGUUUCCUUGUUGUGGUCGGUUGGUUGGUGGUCUCGACAUAAACAAUAACAGUACCCCCUAAACUAUUAUUUUCAUCCCAUUUGGGAGGGUCCAAGUCUCAUCUAGGGGAGUCGGACCGCCCCAAUCCCCCCGAAAUUCGAACCAUGGAUGUCUAGCAACUAGUGGAGGAGAAUACAAAUGGAUGUGUACAUGGAUCUAUCGUCUAUUUUAACCAGUGUUGUUGUUUGUCGCAAUUAAAAAUACCCUCAAGGGCCGAAUUACAUUAUUAUUUUGACAUUAGGUCGCGGGCCGGGAGUAUGAGAUCCCUGCUGUAGAGCCAGGUGUGUUUGAACCUGCCGCUAUUGUUAGCUCACUCGACUUCAUGCAGCGCUGCUGAGAUCUGACUUGAUGUGAUGCAUGCUGGGUUGAACGCAAUGCGUAGGCCUACUACUAGGCCUGCCAGAGAAUGUAGACGGGCUCUGGGCCUGCUCUCUUGUAAUUGACCCGCCCCUGCAUGUACAUUUAACAAAAUAUUAACAAUUGUUGAAGGAAGUGUAACGGAUGCCAGCUAGCUUAGCUGUGCUUGUGGAUGGGCUAAAUUGCUAUUAAACCCGCUUAGCAUCGUGACCAUGCUGCAUACAUUUGUUCAAAACUGCUGCAUUCAAGUUAAGGUCUUACAACAAAGUAAAUUGGGGAGACUAUAAACAAAGUUAAGUUAUGCCAAGUUAUAUCAAGCCUUAAGCCAACUUUAGAAUGCUGAUUGCAUGUCAUCUGUGUAAUAAGACUAACAAGAACAUUUGCAUGCAAUUGCCUGCGUGAUUUUGUGUGAAUAUUUAAUCCAAAAAUGUGUACCUGGUGUGAAAAAGAUUUAAUUCCACAAGUGAAGAUAUUAAUUUGAGCUGCUCUGUUUCCCAUGUUUUAGAAAUAAGAGAUUGUCUACAGCUGUGGUGUAGCAGAAGUUCUCACAGCCAUCGGUAUCAAGCCAUCAUGCCAGUGCAAAGGAUGCGAAUGCGCCCUUGGCUAGAAGAACAGAUUAACAGUGGUUUAAUAAAGGGCCUCAGGUGGAUUAAUAAGGAUGAGAAGAUAUUCCAGAUUCCUUGGACUCAUGCAUCAAGUAAUGAAUGGGAUCUUGAUAAAGAUGCACCAUUGUUCAAGAACUGGGCAAUCAACACAGGGAAAUACCAUCCAGGAGUUGACCAGCCUGAUCCAAAGACAUGGAAAGCUAACUUCCGCUGUGCAAUGAAUUCUGUUCCUCAUAUUGAAGAAGUGAAGGACAAGCAUAUGAAAAAAAAAAGCAAUGCAUUCAGAGUUUACAGGUUUCUAGUGGAACCUGAGCGGCCUGUAAAGAAAGGAAAGGAGAAGAAACCGAAGGGAUCUAAUGAGCUAAAGAAGACCAGAUGGAGCAAGAGACUGAUAGCACAGAGACCAUAGUCCUUUUUUUCUGAUUAACAAACUCGGCUGACACCAUCAACGUCAAGUUAACGUUAACCAGCUUCCAAUGGGCUGAUGAGCGCCUUGGCUAGCCUGCCUUAUGUCUCUGAAGUCCCUCAUCCAUCCGUGACGCUGCACAUCCAAUGUCUGGACGGAGGGAUUGCUCAGCAAGGAUGCCUACUGCCUAACAUCAAUCUGCAAGAGAUCUGCAGCUGCCACGACCACCGAGCUGCGGCUGACAUGCGAGCUGCCAUGCUAGCAUCUACCGGUGCCUGGAGUCUGGAUUGAGUGCUAAGAAACUCUGAUGACAGCGUCAACCAUCAAACAACAAACGGUCACUGUCUAGGACCACCGAGCUGAUAAUCAGCAGGGUCGCCCAUCACAAAUUUGGACUGUGUCCUUCCAGUGCUCUCCAGACUGCCAGUGAAUUCUCCGGGUUUGUCAGUUAUAAAGAACUUUGUUGGUGUUGCAUCGUGAAGACACAGCUGUGCGCAGUUUUCAC
Molecule: messenger RNA, 1923 nt
Organism: Alosa alosa (allis shad)
Lineage: Eukaryota; Metazoa; Chordata; Actinopteri; Clupeiformes; Clupeidae
Product: interferon regulatory factor 2-like
Exons: 8
Coding region: 978-1421 (147 amino acids)
Biological process (GO): regulation of transcription by RNA polymerase II; immune system process
Cellular component (GO): nucleus
Molecular function (GO): DNA-binding transcription factor activity, RNA polymerase II-specific; RNA polymerase II cis-regulatory region sequence-specific DNA binding
Source: RefSeq, a predicted model, not a curated record